Messenger RNA from Schizosaccharomyces japonicus yFS275, 2243 nucleotides. Its product is annotated as glycerol-3-phosphate dehydrogenase Gpd2. The transcript has a single exon. The record is from RefSeq and is a predicted model, not a curated record. Lineage: Eukaryota; Fungi; Ascomycota; Schizosaccharomycetes; Schizosaccharomycetales; Schizosaccharomycetaceae. Gene Ontology annotation, biological process: glycerol biosynthetic process; carbohydrate metabolic process; glycerol-3-phosphate metabolic process. Gene Ontology annotation, molecular function: protein homodimerization activity; oxidoreductase activity, acting on the CH-OH group of donors, NAD or NADP as acceptor; glycerol-3-phosphate dehydrogenase (NAD+) activity. Bases 148 to 1266 code for a protein of 372 amino acids.
CCCUAACGUGCCCUUCGCCAAAACCGACUUUCGGCGGACCGCUAUCUUUUAUACACAACUAUCUUUUUGAUUAUUUGAAGUUUGGGUUUAGACUUCGACAUUAUUUUUGUAACCAUUUGUUAAUCAUUUUUCUGGUUUUGUUUUAUUAUGGCAUCUAAGGCUUUUUCGAAAUUGAACGCAUUGACGAGUACGCUGGGUAAGGCUGCUGGUAAGCCUAUUCGCAUCGGUGUCAUGGGUUCCGGAAACUGGGGCACUGCCAUUGCAAAGAUUUGCGGUGAGAAUGCUCGUGAACACCCUGAGAUCUUUGACACUCAAGUUCACAUGUGGAUGUACGAGGAGACUGUGCCUUACCAAGGCGAGCAACGGAAGUUGACCGAGAUUUUUAACUCUACGCACGAGAAUGUGAAGUACUUGCGUGGUGUUCGGUGUCCUUCGAAUGUAUACGCCAAUCCCGAUGUCCGUGAUGUCAGUUCUCGCAGCGACAUUCUUGUCUGGGUCGUUCCUCACCAAUUUGUUGAGCGUAUCUGCCACCAAAUCAAUGGCAGCGUGAAGAGUGGCUCUGUUGCUAUUUCGUGUAUUAAGGGUGUUUCCGUGCAAGAGGAGAGUGUCUCUCUGUUCUCAGAUGUGAUCCAAAAGCAUACUGGUAUGUACUGUGGUGUACUGUCUGGUGCCAAUAUCGCCAAUGAGGUCGCAAGAGAGAAGUUCUGUGAAACGACCAUUGGUUACGACCCCGAUGACACUGUGAACCCUCGCUUCACCCCUGAGGUAAUUAGCGCUCUUUUCUACCGUCCUUACUUCCGUGUGCAAAUGGUGAAGGAUGUUGCCGGUGUCGCUUUAGGUGGUGCCCUGAAGAACAUUGUUGCCGUGGGCGCUGGUAUCGUUGAUGGUUUGGGCUUGGGUGACAACACCAAGUCGGCUGUCAUGCGCAUUGGUCUUAUGGAGAUGCAGAACUUUGGCCAUGUGUUCUUUAACUGUGAUCGUCUUACCAUGGUUGAGCAAUCCUGUGGUGUGGCCGACCUUAUCACCUCAUGCUUGGGUGGCCGUAAUCACCAUUGUGCGGUCGCUUUUGUGCAGACCCGCAAGCCCAUGCACGUGCUUGAGAAGGAGUUGCUUAACGGUCAAAAGUUGCAAGGUGCUGCAACGGCCAAGGAGGUUCACGCUUUCUUGAGACAUCACAACCGUGUGCACGAGUUCCCUCUGUUCACUGCUAUCUAUCGCAUUGUGUAUGAGGGCAUGCCCCCUGAGGAUUUGAUCAACGUCAUUUAAGCUAGAAUUCGCAGUUGCAUGUGUUGGCGAUGUGUGUCUCCGUUGUACGAAAGCUCUUAGAUUUCCCUUUGUUAUGUUCUUUCAUUUUUCUUGGCUGCUGACUGACUGACUAUACACGUUGUUGCUCAGGGCUAGGUCAUCACGCUCUUUUUGAUCACAUUUCGGAAUAACCGUUCAAUAUGUCGCAUGUUCAGUUUUGGUGUUCUUGGAUUAGUUCUACAUUUACCCCAUCUUUUCAAACAGAAAGCAUUGCUGGAACUAACGAAGCUUCGGAUGGACUAGGCAGGACCAUUUCCCCUCCCCCUACUUCUGUCUAGUGGCCGGCGCCGCAUCUCGACAAGGCUUACCAAACGCCUAAUAUUUAUAUAGCUAAGCUACGGACAGCUCUUACACAACUAGAUGAUUGCACAUGUUGCAAAGUGUAUAUGUCUUUUUACGGUAAUGUAUUAACUGCUUGUAUCGUAUUCGCUUUUUGUCGUCUGUUGCUGUUUCGUAUUCCGUUUACGCGGUUGACUGUCGUCAGUGUAUCGCUUCCAACACACGCUAUAUUGCCUAUUCAAUCUAACGAAUCGCUUUGGUAAAGAAGGCGACACUAAGCAAGCAUGUGGUCGUCUACAGCGCCACAACACCUGUUUCUGUGGAAUAGUGCACUUUAAAAAGUCGCAAACGCCUCUUUAUGCCUUUAUAUUUGCUAACGCUGCUAGUGAAUUAUGUAGAAAGUGUCUGCGUGUGUGUUUGUGUGUGUGCCUUGUACUGCUUGCUUCCUCCCCUUUCUGCUAGUUCUUUUUGUACUGUACACCCAAUUAAGGCGUAGAGCAUCAAAUACGUUAGGGUACAUAGUGUUUGAAUAGUGAGAGCUUGUGCACAACGCGUAAACCGCACUAACGAAUCUUAACGUUUGCCGGUAACCUUAAUUCUUUUGGUCGCGUUUCCCUUGCUGCGGAACCAACUCUGUGCCAGCCUCAGCAGGUUCCAUG